CCUCCCCGCCCGCUUGGGAGGCGCGUUGGCCGGCACUCGCUGGGCACCGAGCACCGCCUCCCCCCGGUGGGGGCCGGGACCUCGGGAGCGGGUCGCUCCUCCCCGGGGGUGCGGACGGCCCAUCCCUGCUCGGCCGGGCUGCGUGGAGGAGUGGGGAUCCCGCCUCCUGCCCGUCCGCCUGCUGCGACUGAAACCUAAACGGAGGAAGCAAAAGAAAGAAACUUUGGCUUUUUAUUGUGGUUUUUAUUCUGUAACCGGAGGGAGCUUCGGCCGGCAGGAAAAAUGUCCUUUUUCAAUUUCCGUAAAAUCUUCAAAUUGGGCAGCGACAAGAAGAAGAAACAGUACGAGCAUGUGAAGAGAGAUUUGAACCCCGAGGACUUUUGGGAAAUUAUAGGUGAAUUGGGGGACGGAGCCUUUGGGAAAGUGUUCAAGGCCCAGAAUAAAGAGACAAAUGUGUUAGCUGCUGCAAAAGUGAUUGACACUAAAUCUGAAGAAGAACUUGAAGAUUAUAUGGUUGAGAUUGAUAUUUUAGCAUCAUGUGAUCAUCCAAAUAUAGUCAAGCUGCUGGAUGCCUUCUAUUAUGAAAAUAAUCUUUGGAUCCUCAUUGAAUUUUGUGCAGGUGGUGCAGUAGAUGCUGUGAUGCUUGAGCUUGAGAGACCAUUAACAGAAUCCCAGAUACAAGUAGUUUGCAAACAGACUUUAGAGGCAUUGAACUAUUUGCAUGAAAAUAAAAUUAUCCAUAGAGAUUUAAAAGCAGGCAACAUUCUUUUUACGUUGGAAGGAGACAUUAAAUUGGCGGAUUUUGGUGUAUCGGCUAAAAACACAAGGACUAUACAGAGAAGAGAUUCUUUUAUUGGCACACCAUAUUGGAUGGCUCCAGAAGUGGUUAUGUGUGAGACAUCUAAAGAUAGACCCUAUGAUUAUAAAGCUGACGUUUGGUCCUUGGGCAUCACUUUGAUAGAAAUGGCUCAGAUAGAACCUCCUCAUCAUGAGCUAAAUCCAAUGCGAGUACUAUUGAAAAUUGCAAAGUCUGAACCUCCUACACUGGCACAACCUUCAAAAUGGUCUUCAAACUUUAAGGAUUUCCUAAAGAAAUGUUUGGAAAAGAAUGUGGAUGCCAGGUGGAAUACUUCCCAGCUUCUCCAGCAUCCUUUUGUUACUGUGACUUCCAACAAACCCAUCCGAGAAUUGAUUGCGGAGGCAAAGGCUGAAGUAACAGAAGAAGUUGAAGAUGGCAAAGAAGAUGAUGAUGAAGAAGAAACAGAGAAUUCUCUGCCUAUACCUGCUAAUAAGCGUGCCUCCUCUGACCUCAGUAUUGCCAGUUCUGAAGAAGAUAAACUUUCACAGAAUGCCUGUGUUCUGGAAUCUGUAUCGGAAAAAACAGAACAUAACACUAGUGGAGUCAAAGCUCAAAGCAGUGUUACUAAUGAGAAAACCGUCAUUGAUGAGCCUGAAAAAAUUAUUGAGAGAAGUAUUGACGACUUUGCUGAUGAUCAGCUUGAAAAUGUUGUUGAGUUCCAAAAUGGGACAGGAUUAGUUAAAGAGAAUAAGAGAGAAGAGAAGAAACUCAAGGUAGAAGAGACAUCGGAAGUAGAAGACCAUGUGAGGGAAGGAAAUGCUGUGAUGGAAAGAAAAGAAAGUGAUCUGCUCAUGACCUCAGAAAUAGGGGCUGCUCUGAAACCUGAGGAGGAAAAGGAUCAGAAAAAGCAGCAGUUAUCUGAAAAUGAGAUAAUAGAAACAAAUGAAAUUAAAGAUAUGGCUGAUUAUGUGGCAGAAUUGGUUUCUGAAGAGACUGGAGAAAAAGAAGAAAAUAUAAGAGAGGCAGACAUUCGUGGAACUGAAAGUGAAGUUAAGCUUGAAACAGAAGUGCAGCGUAAAAUAGAGGAGAUUGAAGUCACCAAAGGUGAGGUGGAUGACACAGACAAAGCGGAAACAGGCGAAGUACUGGAUCCAGACCAGAAGGCAGCUGGAAACAAUACCAGGGAAGCUCAGAGCAAUGACAGAAAUGAAGUGACUGAAUUAAAUGAAAAACUAAAACAAAUUAAGCCUGAUGUUGAGCCUGAGGUUAGUGGUAUUGAGGAAACUCAGGUACAAAGGAUAGUUGAAACAAAUAUCACAGAUCAGAUGUCUGUGGAAGGUAAAAGUGAAAGGGCAUGUGUUAUGAACAGAAGUGAGGAACAUUUAAUUAGUACUUCAGGGGAUAUACUGGUUAUUGGUGAGAAACCAAUGACAAAUGAAAUGGAAGAAAUUAAGGAAACAAGUAGCAAUGAAGAAAUACAGGUCCAAAACACAGUGAUUCAUACUGGCGAAAAGUCAGUAGGAAGUAAAACUCAGGAUUCUCAUCAACCUCUGCUAGACAUAGAACAAACAGAAUUUCCAAGUGAAUUACCAAUUAAAGUUGAACCUCAAGUUAUUGCAGCUUCACAACCCAGUGAACCUCAACCUGUCCCCAUACCCAGUAUUAAUAUUAACUCUGAAGAGACAGAAGAUAAAGGGGACACAGGUACACUAUCCCAAGUUGAAACUUCACUACAUUUAGAAUCUGAGAUUCAAAAGGAAAAUGAUACUGAUUCAGGCACUGGUUCCACAGCUGAUAAUAGCAGCAUUGAUUUGAAUUUAUCUAUCUCUAGCUUCCUAAGCAAAAAUAAAGACACUGGAUCAAUAUCUUUACAAGAAACAAGAAGACAUAAGAAAACAUUGAAGAAAACGCGGAAGUUUGUUGUUGAUGGUGUAGAAGUGAGUGUGACAACUUCAAAAAUAGUUACAGAUAGUGAUUCAAAAACUGAAGAAUUGAGAUUUCUUCGACGUCAGGAGCUUCGGGAAUUAAGAUUUCUACAGAAAGAGGAACAGAGAGCUCAACAGCAGCUCAACAACAAAUUGCAGCAACAACGGGAACAAAUUUUCAGGCGUUUUGAACAAGAAAUGAUGAGUAAGAAGAGACAAUAUGACCAAGAGAUUGAAAAUCUAGAAAAACAACAGAAACAGACAAUAGAACGCCUAGAACAAGAACAUACAAAUCGCUUGCGAGAUGAAGCCAAACGUAUUAAAGGAGAACAAGAAAAGGAACUGUCCAAAUUUCAGAAUAUGUUGAAAAACCGAAAAAAAGAGGUUAUAAAUGAAGUGGAGAAAGCACCCAAAGAGCUGAGAAAAGAGCUCAUGAAACGCAGGAAAGAGGAGCUUGCACAAACCCAGCAUGCUCAGGAACAAGAAUUUGUUCAGAAGCAACAACAGGAAUUAGAUGGAUCACUGAAGAAGAUCAUCCAACAACAGAAGGCAGAGUUAGCUAACAUUGAGCGAGAAUGCCUGAAUAAUAAACAACAGCUCAUGAGAGCUCGUGAAGCGGCUAUUUGGGAACUUGAGGAGCGACACUUACAAGAAAAACAUCAGCUCCUUAAACAACAACUCAAGGAUCAGUACUUCAUGCAAAGGCAUCAGCUACUUAAGCGCCAUGAAAAGGAAACUGAACAAAUGCAGCGAUAUAAUCAACGGCUCAUCGAAGAGUUAAAAAACAGACAUACUCAAGAAAGAGCAAGACUACCCAAGAUCCAGCGUAGCGAAGCCAAGACUCGGAUGGCCAUGUUUAAGAAGAGUUUGAGAAUCAAUUCAACAGGCACUCCAGACCAGGACCGUGACAAAGUUAAACAGUUUGCUGCUCAAGAAGAAAAGAGACAGAAAAAUGAAAGGAUGGCUCAGCAUCAAAAACAUGAAAAUCAGAUGCGGGACCUUCAGUUGCAGUGCGAAGCUAAUGUCCGAGAACUACAUCAACUACAGAAUGAAAAAUGCCAUCUGUUGGUUGAACAUGAGACUCAGAAACUAAAGGAGUUAGAUGAGGAACAUGGCCAAGAACUAAAAGAGUGGAGAGAAAAAUUGAGACCCAGGAAAAAGACACUAGAAGAAGAGUUUGCAAGGAAGCUUCAAGAACAAGAAGUAUUCUUUAAAAUGACUGGGGAGUCUGAAUGCCUUAACCCUUCAACCCAGAGUCGCAUCUCCAAAUUCUAUCCAAUUCCUAGUCUGCACUCCACUGGAUCAUAACUCCAGAGAGUGUGAUUGGGUUGGUCUUUGUUUUUUAAAUUUGCUUCUCUCCAUCUUUUGCCACACUAAAAUAUACAACUUAUACCAGAGAGUUCAUGAAGACAAUCGUCUGCAUCACUGUUUAAGUGGGCUUUUGUGAUUUGCUUUACUGGAAGUGUAAUGGCAGAGGUAGAGAAGGUAACUAGGGCAGACACUGAUUGCUCUGUGUUAGGCAGUGUGGUGUCUUAGUUAUUUCUUAAGGUGUUUUUUUAUAUUAAACUAAAAAACAUCUUUAUUAUUUAGACAUUAAAAACAUUGUUAAUUAAUAUCUUUUUAACUGAACUUAAUUCUCAAUGUUGACUGAAUUCCACAGUUGAAACUCCACUAUAUAGAGUUUGGAAUUUCUUGUGGUGAAUCAGCUUUCACAAAAAAAGGACACGUAAAUUAUUCAGUGUGUUUGUUUAAUAAAAGAAUUUAUUAUGUUUUUAUCCUUAAAUUCAGUAACACAAACCCUUUUGAAAGAGAAAAUUUUUUCAGCAGUUUGUCUGAACUAACUAUAUUACAGAUAUUCAGUCUAAUAAGUAAAGGUGCUUUCAUUAAUAUAGUGCCUGAAAUAUGUAAAUUUGUUCACUUCUAAAACAGGAUUUUCUUUUCUGGUUGAGAGUAGAGAGAGAAAAAUACCCAUAACAUUAAAGUUACCAUUUUAAAAAUCUUGCUGCUACUACAUUUGUCAGAAAUUCUCAUUCGAAAAUAUUUUGCACUAAAAUACAUAAAGAUGAAAAAACCCUACCAAGAGUUCAUUACUCUUAGAAAUUUGGAAGUUCUACAAACUGAUAUGAGUGCAGAUUGAGUAGUUACAUUUUAGUUUAAUGGGGACAACCCGUAUUCUUUAAUAUAUUUGGGCUAAUUAAAAUGGCUUCUCCCCCAUCUUACCAAAGUCUUCAUUUAAAACUCUCUUAGAGACUCAGAGACUCUGAAUUAUAUUUAUAAACAUAGUGAACAAAAGUAAUCUAAAAAAUAUUUGAAGACUUUCAGAAUAUUCAAAAAAAUUUAAGGUAAAUAUUUAGACCAGUGUUUUUAGAUUUGCUUUUUUUGUGUUUUGAAAUUUGGUUGCUUACAUGUUACAAUUUGAUUUUGUCUUAAGUUGAUAGAUGUGUUAAAUUAUUUACUUUGAUUUGCAGUGGGUAAAGUCACACUUUUAUCAUGUAGUUUGUGAUAAGCAUAGCUAUUAAAGAAUUAUUCAGUCAGUUCUUUUGAGGGUUGGAAUUUCAAGUAUGAGUCAUAUCAUGACAGUAUUAUAAACUGUACUAUGGUAUGUGAAAGACAAAUGAUACUUGCUUUCUGUCAUUUGAAACCCACUGUCUUGGUACCCAGUUUUAAAAGAUCUAUUUUCUGUCUUGCUGGUUUGUAUUAAAUGGGAGGCUGGUGGAACUCCUAAGAGUGUAAUUUCCUUUAAACACUGCUGAGUUGAGAAAAAGAAAUGUAAAUAACAAUUUCAUUCUCUUGAAGUUGAUUGAAAAACUUUGAAUGCUGAAGCUUUCUCUGUCAGUCGUUUAAAUGAUUGAAAAAUGCAUGUUAAAUUUUAAUUUUGUAAUUAAUGUUUUUGAUAAGCAUAAUUUACUUGGACUACUUUAUAGUUAGCCUUAAUUUCUGGCCAAGUUUUUUUUUAAAGUACGUAUAUAUAUACAUAUAUAUAUAUAUAAAUAUAUCAUGUACUGGCUGUAAAUUCACACACCAUCAUCACUCAAAUGUGUUGUUGUAUGCAGAACUCUUUUAAAUAGCUUAUUCUCAAAUGCUGGGAUGAAAAAUGUUUUGGAAGGCCUUUUUAAGCUACAUCUUUAUGAAAGUAAUUAAUAUGCAUUAAAAAUGGAAAUGGUUUAUAUUAUUAUCAUAAAAAUAUUACAGUAUCAUGAUGCCCAAUGGAUUCAAUGAUUUAUUUGAAUUGGGAAUGGUAAGAGGUAGAGGAGGAAAAUGGAUGUGUUCACAUUCCACUUUUUCCUUGGAAAAUAACAGUUCACUGACUUUUUGCAUUUACUCUUUUCUCAGCAGAGGACAUUGGUGUUCUCAUUCUUUAAUUGAUAGUCCAUGUGCUAAGUAUGUUGGGAACAUAACUACUUUCCUCCAAAUAUUUGAUAACUUUCUACACCCUUGAAGUUGCAUGUUUAUAUUGCUGAAAAAGGAGAUCAGGCCAAGAUUAUGAUGGUUGGUUGAUACCUUAGGUAAGUUUGAUUGUUAGAAAGCACUAUCCUGAUUGCACUGCCUUUGUUUUGCAUCUCCCUUUCAGCUAGAUUCAGUGUUCCAGAAUGACCUCUGCCUUAAAGAAUGACCAUUUUCCAAAAGGGUGGAGAAAAAAUGGAGAAUUACGUAUUGGAAACAAAACUUAAUUUCAAAAUGAAGACUGAUAGAUCCUUUUAAAAAUGUUUUAUUGUGAAAAAUUAAAAUAGAACACUUAUCUGCUCACCCAUUGUUAGGCUUCAGCCAUGAAGGUUCAUUUUUUUUUUCCCAUUCAAAUAAAAGGGAUUUUUUUUUCCUGUGAGGAAAGGAGUUCUUGGGAGCUUCAGUGUGUAGUCAUAACCAUUCUUGGCUUGUUUCCUAUGAUGCUGUGGCAGAACAUGCAACGAAACCCAUUAAAGAGAGUCAUAAUGUAUACAUCUGAAACAUCCUUCAUUUUUUUCCUGUGUGUUAUAGAUACACACUCCUAAUGUUCUCAGAUAGGUAUAACUCAGAAAGCUAGGUGUGCCAGAUUUCUUUUUCCUAGCCCUUUUGAUCCAUAGCUGGGAUGCAAAUUGCUAAAUUAAAUUAUGCUCACUUAAAUUUGUGAAUAAGCUUUUUCUUACCCUUUUCUGUGGGUCCUGGGGAGGCCACAAGUUGGGUAAACAGAAAAUUCAGCUUGCUUCCAUUGAGCUGAUAUGAUGAUCUCCCUGUAACCUGUGACAGGUUAAGCUGAAUUUCAAUUAAACAGAAACCAGAACCACAGCUACCUCUAAGAAGUAGUGUUUUCCUCAAGCACAAAAACGCUCAGGCAUACUAGGCCCAUUUCAUUGUAGGGUCUCCAAUUUUGUAAGCAUCAGCAAGUUUUAGAACUGCCUUUUCUAAUCUCCCAAACCCACUUUAGCUAAUAGCUCUCUCCCAGACCAUACAGUGCUUAGUAGAGAAAGUUCUUCUGAAAGAGCCAAAUACAGUCAAAUUAUUAGGUAGACAAGGAUAUGCUUAAAAGAAAAUCUAGAACUGAGAGGGGAAGUUAGUUCUAGUUCUAAGGGUGAAAAUCAGCUCUUUUUGGGUAAAAGGUAUUUUGCAGGAAAUGGAAUGUCUUAUGAAAAGCCACUCUGACGAAGGCCCAACAACCGAACACCUGUCUUGUUGCCAUGGUUGCAGUGGUGUUGCUCUAGCUUUAAAGUUCUGCUCCUGAGCUUGAGGCAGAAUAUUGUGUCAGUUUCAAUGUAGGCCGCUGUAGGUGAUGCUUUUCUGACUUGCAAUGUCAUGGCUCCACAAGUUUUUCAGAAAGAACUCUUGUUUCAGUUUGUGCCUCUUGUCUACUGGAGAGCAAAUGUCUUUGAAGUUGUGGGAUUGACACACUAAAAUAAAGUCAUUUCUUAAACUA
This is a messenger RNA of Trichosurus vulpecula (common brushtail), 7612 nucleotides long. RefSeq names its product STE20 like kinase (gene SLK). Gene Ontology annotation, molecular function: ATP binding; protein binding; protein serine/threonine kinase activity. The record is from RefSeq and is a predicted model, not a curated record. NCBI's taxonomy places the organism in Eukaryota, Metazoa, Chordata, Mammalia, Diprotodontia, Phalangeridae. The transcript has 19 exons. Bases 283 to 4032 code for a protein of 1249 amino acids. Gene Ontology annotation, biological process: protein phosphorylation.